Vigna radiata var. radiata (mung bean) is the source of this 922-nucleotide messenger RNA. RefSeq lists its product as uncharacterized. NCBI's taxonomy places the organism in Eukaryota, Viridiplantae, Streptophyta, Magnoliopsida, Fabales, Fabaceae. The transcript has 2 exons. The coding region runs from base 182 to 922 and encodes 246 amino acids. The record is from RefSeq and is a predicted model, not a curated record.
AGAUUCUAUUCAACACAAAAUCCAAAACUCUUUCGUCAAACGCAAAGUGCUCCUCUUUCUUUUCGUCUUCUCCCUGCGGUUUCACUCAAUAAUAUAACUUAUAAUUCAUCAACAUCUCUCCUGAACCCAUUAACUCAUCAUUCAUCUCCUUCCUCUGCGUUACAGAGAAGAAGAGAAAACCAUGAGAAACGUUUCAAAAAAGAAAUUUUUAACCUGUUUCCGUCCUGUGCAUGAUACGGAUGCAAUGCUUCAACCUAGGGCUGUGGUGGAUCGCUCCUCUAGUCGCCGUUUCGCCUGCAUCCCCGUUGCAGACGAACACAACGCCGGAAGUUCAGCCACCAAAUCCACGUUUUCGGAGCAAGAGUUGCCACAGAAGGUUGUGCCUCAUCCUCCAAAACCAACGUUUUCUAAGGAGAUUAAAGCCAUGCUGAUUGAAACCGUGUUGAAUACAAAAGCUCGCAAGAAAAAUCUGGACAGCCAAACUUGUUUUGGAUCAAAGCGUGGUUUUUCGGUAUACACAGAAAGUUCAUCGACCGGUGAUGUGAAACAAGUUUUUGUGGACAGUAAAAUUGAAAAAAUCAAGCCCUCUGAAUGGUCUUCGACGAUUUCAUCUUCAAACUCAGCGGUAUCUGAAUCAAAGAAUAUAUCAGAGAUUGAGUCCAGUAAUGAAAAAGUAGAGAAUGAAAAGAAGUUUGAGUGCGUAGGAAUAUUCUGGGUUUUCGUGAGCUUAGUAGUUACGGUUUUUUGGGGUAAGGUUAACGUUAUUAUUUGGACAUCGUUGUUGUUAUGUUUUUUCUCUCUUUGGAAUGCAAGUUGUUGUUGGCAAAAAGAGGUUCCCAAGUUGGGGAGCGUAGAAUCCAAAGCCUACAAGAAUAGCCGCAGAGAGCGUAGUGGAAGGAGUGGUCGGAAUAAGGAACAUUGA